Scomber scombrus (Atlantic mackerel) is the source of this 1502-nucleotide messenger RNA. RefSeq names its product pleckstrin homology domain containing, family F (with FYVE domain) member 2 (gene plekhf2). NCBI's taxonomy places the organism in Eukaryota, Metazoa, Chordata, Actinopteri, Scombriformes, Scombridae. The record is from RefSeq and is a predicted model, not a curated record. Bases 131 to 868 code for a protein of 245 amino acids. The transcript has 2 exons. Gene Ontology annotation, molecular function: metal ion binding; phosphatidylinositol binding.
GAGCGGUUUGAGAGUUUGAGCUGCUGGAGAGUUGGAGGCACAGCUUUACACACUAACUGGACUACAACCGAGCUACAAGUCACUGUCAAAGUCACCGGACCAACGACAAGACCCCUGGGGUGAGGAUAAGAUGGUGGACCGGCUUGCGAACAGCGAGGCCAACUCAAAGCGCAUCGCCGUGGUGGAGAGCUGCUUCGGCGCGGCGGGCCAACCUCUCGCCAUCCCGGGCCGCGUGCUGAUCGGCGAGGGCGUCCUCACCAAACUCUGCCGCAAGAAACCCAAAGCUCGCCAGUUCUUCCUCUUCAACGACAUCCUCGUCUACGGCAACAUCGUGAUCCAGAAGAAGAAGUACAACAAGCAGCACAUCAUCCCGUUGGAGAGCGUCACCAUCGACACCGUCCCCGACGAGGGCGACCUCCGCAACGGCUGGCUCAUCAAGACGCCGACAAAAUCCUUCGCCGUGUACGCAGCCACCGCCACCGAGAAGUCCGAGUGGAUGAACCACAUCGGGAAGUGCGUCGGCGACCUGCUGCAGAAGAGCGGGAAGGCUCCGACGGGAGAGCACGCCGCCGUCUGGGUCCCCGACUCGGAGGCGACGGUGUGCAUGCGCUGCCAGAAGGUGAAGUUCACGCCGGUGAGCCGCCGCCACCACUGCAGGAAGUGCGGCUUCGUGGUGUGCGGUCCGUGCUCGGAGAAGAAGUUCCUGCUGCCGAGCCAGUCGUCCAAACCCGUGAGAGUCUGCGAGUUCUGCUUCGUGCAGCUGACGUCGGGGAGCCUCGCGCCGCGCUCAGACUCCAUCGGGAGCAGGCCGGGGUCGAAGUUCAACAACCUGUCGGACGACGAGGACGAAGACGACAGCAGUGACUGAGGAAGAGGAGGAGGAGGAAGAGGAAGAGGAGACUCUGCUCAUCCUUUUGUUUUUGUUGUUUUGAUUCCUUUUUCCUCUCAGAUGAUCGGGAGAAACCAAAAUCUAUUUUCUUUCAGUCCAGCAGGGAUUCUUCAUCUUCUUCUUCUUCUUCUUCAUCAUCCUCUUCAUCAUCUUCAUCCUGAUUUAAACGUGGAAUAAAUCGGGGCGAGCGAGCAGCUGAACUUUUUCCUUUUUUUUUUCAGCUGCGAUGAGUCACUACAGAAACACAACGGUGCUAAAUGAGAAACGUCCCGUCUCCGUCUGUCCAGCUUUUUAUUUUUAUUUUUAUUUUUUUGUCCAUGAACUAAAAAAAAAACAACAACAACAACAAAAGUGUUUGCUUGUAAUUCUUCUGCAGGGAAAAGCAAAUAUUUGGGGCUCUAAUCUUUUUAUUAUUAUUAUUAUUUUUCUUUAUUUUCAGGUAUUAAAACCAAACAGGGCUAAUUUUUCCUUUUUCUUUUUUUUUUUUUUCUUCUUUUUUUUUUUAAUGUAUUGCAGCAAAAAAUCUUUUUCAUAAAUAACAAAAAAUGUAGAAACUAUGCUGAGCUUUUUUUUUUUUUCUUAGUGGAUUUUAAUAUAACUUUAGUUGCUUUUG